Molecule: messenger RNA, 1018 nt
Organism: Argentina anserina (silverweed cinquefoil)
Lineage: Eukaryota; Viridiplantae; Streptophyta; Magnoliopsida; Rosales; Rosaceae
Exons: 6
Coding region: 224-703 (159 amino acids)
Source: RefSeq, a predicted model, not a curated record
UUGUCAGACAAGAAGAAGAAGCAAGCGAACCCAUCAAGCCAAAGAAUCCAAAGGGCCAUCCUUUUCUGGGCGGUUAGCUUCAGAGGGCGGGUGGGUUGCCUUUGGAAUUCAGAUUUCAGGAAACGAGAAUCAUUUUCUCAGGGGAAGCGGCUCUUUGGUUUUGGAUCCACUCCUCCCCAGUGGAUCUAAAUUUAUCAGCUUUUUGGGGUCUUCCUUGAAUUGAAUGCAUGGGAGCAGUGCUUGUCUAGCGUGCCAUUCUAAAACCAAACAAGAAACUUCAGGGAAUGCACCACUGAAAGAAAGGUCAAAUACAAAUCUGACUGAAAGGAAACCUAGUAUAUCAGAGGGUUUCUGGACCACCAGCACGUGGGAUAUGGACAAUAGUGCAGUUCUGUCUCAAGGAAGCAUAUCAUCAAUCAGCACAAACCAGACCCUUGAUCCGCAUGGUGGUUCUGCCAGCAGUAGUGCCCCUUCCGAAUUUGUAAAUCAUGGUCUUCUUCUCUGGAACCAGACUAGGCAGCGUUGGGUAGGUAGCAAAAAGCUUGAGAAGCAGGCACAGCAAAUUCGGGAAUCCAGAUUAAGUUGGAAUGCAACCUAUGAAAGUUUACUGGGGAGUAACAAGCCUUUCACUCAGCCUAUCCCUCUCUCUGAAAUGGUAGAUUUUCUAGUGGACAACUGGGAGCAAGAAGGUUUGUACGAUUGAGUCAUUGAGUGCAGCAGAGGUACUAGAAAUUUUAAAGUUCGCUAGUUACAUAGUUGGUCCGAGUGUUUGUAACCGCUUUACUGCCUCCUAGUAAAUAGGAAGCGAUAGUAUGGCUUGUACAUGAACUAUAACAUCAUUUUUGCUUUCUUCUCUUUGGAUUCAAACUCUGAGGGCAUUUUUGUUGUUCCCUUAUAUUGCAUCGAGACUGAUUUAUAGAAUUGGAUUCUUCCACUGUUCAUGGUGGGCGAUUUUGCAAAAGUUAUUUGCUGUUGAAUACCUCACUUUGAAUGAAAGUAUCAGCAACAGUUGUCUUGA